Molecule: messenger RNA, 1906 nt
Organism: Rhizophagus irregularis DAOM 181602=DAOM 197198
Lineage: Eukaryota; Fungi; Glomeromycota; Glomeromycetes; Glomerales; Glomeraceae
Source: RefSeq, a predicted model, not a curated record
UAAAGUUUUUUUUUUUAUUUUAUUUUAUUGCAAAUAAAAAAAAAUUCGCGUCGAACAUAGUCGUAUUAUUAACAUUUAUACUAAUUAUUAACUCGCAAAAAAGUUCUUUUUUUAUUUAUUUCCAAGUCAACAAAGGAAAUAACACAACAGCAAUAUCCUUCCAACUAACUUACUGUCUUUAUUUACGAUUUUAUUACAACAAAAGAGUUUCAAUCAAUAAAAGAACUUUGAACGUAUCUAUACAAAAAAAUGACACCAUUUCUACCGUCUGAUUGUCUCCGAGAGAUAUUUGAACAAAUGCAAGGGAUAUCAGGAUCACAAAAGGAAGAAAGAGAAUCAUUGUUAUCAUGUUUACUGGUUAAUAGACUAUGGUGUGAAACAACUAUAGAAAUAUUAUGGCGAAAUCCAUGGAGAUUAGGGAAUUUUUACACAGAUGAAAGUUAUUGGAUAUCAUUAUCAAGGACAAUAUUUUUAUGUUUUUCUGAAGAACAAAAAGAUGUCAUUAAAAAAGAUUGUAUCAAUUAUAAAUCAUCAAUAACAAAACAACAACCCUUAUUUAAUUACAUAUCAUAUAUACAAUAUCUUUCAAAUGAACAUAUUGUAAAGAUUGUUGAGACUCUUACAAACGAGAAUAAUUUUUCGGCUAUAUUAUGGAAUUAUAAUGCAAAUAUUAUUGAAAAUGAAUUAUGGAAAUUAUUCAUGAGUAAAUGUUCCUGUGUGAAAUAUCUUGAACUACCAAGUACGUCCAUUUUGCAUUUCCUGGGAGCCGAUCAAUGUUUAACAUCUUUACAUGAAUUUAUAUGUUCAACUUAUAGUCCAUCAAAAUUAUUUUUGGAUUUAGCGCAAGUUUGUAGAAAUAUUAAAAAAAUGGUUAUUAAUCCAUGCGGAGAUGAUAAUGAAGGGUUAGAAGCAUUAAUUUCUUUACAAAAUAAUUUGCAACAAGUGAAAUUAUGUUCAAUUGAAGGUGAUUCAUGUGAAAAAAUCGGUAAAGCAUUAGAAACUCAGUCAAAAUCUUUAAUAAGUAUAACUUUUGAAUUUUGUAUUUGCGUACCUGUUACAACUCUUUGUAACUUAACUGAGUUAAAAUCUUUAAAGAUUUUAGUUAAAGAUAUUGAUACAGAUUUAGAAGAUUUAAUUUGUGCGGAACUACCAAAAUUGGAAAUAUUAGAAAUUAUAAAUUCAGCUUAUCAACCUCUGGAUCUUUAUACUUCUCUUAUUCAAACUACUCACGGAUUUUUAAGAAAAAUUCAUUUUGGAACUGCUCCACAUCCGUCAGAAGGAGAAUUAAAACCAUAUAUUAAUUCAAUCAUCAAUUUCUGUCCAAACAUUGAAGAUAUUAUACUUUGGUAUAUUGAAGAAAUUUAUGAUGAUUUAGAACAAUUGUUAUCAUCCUGUAGAAAUAUUAAAUACUUAGGUCUGGAAGCUUUAUCAACUUUUUCUAAUCUUGAAGAAUCUUGGUGGGAUGAUAAUGAUGAUGAUGAUGACUACGAUGAUAAUCAAGAAAAUGUUGAUAUUGAUUAUAAUUUAGCUUGUGAUGGCGCAUCUAUUUUUGAUUUAUUUAUCAAAAAAUUUCCUUGUAACUUAGUUCAACUUACUUUAAGUGGUAGUUGGAGAUUUAGUGCUUUAGAAUUAGAAACUUUCCUGAAAUCAUGGAAAGGUAGAAACCCUUUAUAUUUAUCAUUAUUUUGUGAUUUUGAUAUGGGCGAUGAAUAUUCUAAUAUUUUGAACGAUUUUCAAUCUAAUGGUACUUUAAAAGGUUGGUGUAAUAUUGAUAACAUAUAAAUAAAUAAUGUGAUAUUUCUUUUAUAGAUCUUUACGAAGAAAUUGUAAAUUUUUUUCUGAGAACUCAUAUUUUAUACUUUACAAUAACAUCAUUUGUUGAUAUAAUAAAUAAAAUACAUUCAUU